AUGUGGACACAGCUCCGUGUACCGAACAAGCACACGGACUUUAGACCUAAUCAUUUUGUUGCAUUACUUCCAUUGGCAGAGUCUGACAAAGUUGUAGACCUGAGAGAUGGGGUUGACAUAGAUAUGAGAGACGGGGAUGACAAACAUGAGAGAGACAGGGAUGACAAACAUGAGAGAGACAGGGAUGACAAACAUGAGAGAGAUGGGGAUGACAAACAUGAGAGAGACAGGGAUGACAAACAUGAGAGAGAUGGGGAUGACAAACAUGAGAGAGGCAGGGAUGACAAACAUGAGAGAGGCAGGGAUGACAAACAUGAGAGAGAUGGGGAUGACAAACAUGAGAGAGGCAGGGAUGACAAACAUGAGAGAGGCAGGGAUGACAAACAUGAGAGAGACGGGGAUGACAAACAUGAGAGAGACAGGGAUGACAAACAUGAGAGAGACAGGGAUGACAAACAUGAGAGAGACGGGGAUGACAAACAUGAGAGAGGCAGGGAUGACAAACAUGAGAGAGGCAGGGAUGACAAACAUGAGAGAGACAGGGAUGACAAACAUGAGAGAGGCAGGGAUGACAAACAUGAGAGAGACAGGGAUGACAAACAUGAGAGAGAUGGGGAUGACAAACAUGAGAGAGACAGGGAUGACAAACAUGAGAGAGGCAGGGAUGACAAACAUGAGAGAGACAGGGAUGACAAACAUGAGAGAGGCAGGGAUGACAAACAUGAGAGAGGCAGGGAUGACAAACAUGAGAGAGACAGGGAUGACAAACAUGAGAGAGACAGGGAUGACAAACAUGAGAGAGGCAGGGAUGACAAACAUGAGAGAGGCAGGGAUGACAAACAUGAGAGAGACAGGGAUGACAAACAUGAGAGAGGCAGGGAUGACAAACAUGAGAGAGACAGGGAUGACAAACAUGAGAGAGGCGGGGAUGACAAACAUGAGAGAGACAGGGAUGACAAACAUGAGAGAGAUGGGGAUGACAAACAUGAGAGAGACAGGGAUGACAAACAUGAGAGAGGCAGGGAUGACAAACAUGAGAGAGACAGGGAUGACAAACAUGAGAGAGGCAGGGAUGACAAACAUGAGAGAGGCAGGGAUGACAAACAUGAGAGAGACAGGGAUGACAAACAUGAGAGAGACAGGGAUGACAAACAUGAGAGAGGCAGGGAUGACAAACAUGAGAGAGGCAGGGAUGACAAACAUGAGAGAGACAGGGAUGACAAACAUGAGAGAGGCAGGGAUGACAAACAUGAGAGAUGGGGAUGA
Pecten maximus is the source of this 1266-nucleotide messenger RNA. RefSeq names its product S-antigen protein-like. Lineage: Eukaryota; Metazoa; Mollusca; Bivalvia; Pectinida; Pectinidae. The transcript has a single exon. The record is from RefSeq and is a predicted model, not a curated record. The coding region runs from base 1 to 1266 and encodes 421 amino acids.